Messenger RNA from Mizuhopecten yessoensis (Yesso scallop), 3088 nucleotides. RefSeq names its product zinc finger protein 664-like. The record is from RefSeq and is a predicted model, not a curated record. Bases 942 to 2225 code for a protein of 427 amino acids. Gene Ontology annotation, cellular component: nucleus. Lineage: Eukaryota; Metazoa; Mollusca; Bivalvia; Pectinida; Pectinidae. Gene Ontology annotation, molecular function: DNA-binding transcription factor activity, RNA polymerase II-specific; RNA polymerase II transcription regulatory region sequence-specific DNA binding. The transcript has 3 exons. Gene Ontology annotation, biological process: regulation of transcription by RNA polymerase II.
CAGUACACUUCCUCUUCAUAUCAUCAAAAUUAAUUGAGUUUUCAGUAGUUAGGGUGUAAUUUGUGCUGUUGGAUUAUCUAGGCCCAUAUUAUAUAUUAGAUGAAGUUAUCGACAAAGAAACUGACCAAAGGUUGGAAGAGGCAAGGAUUGUUAACAUCGAAAGGGAGGACACCGGUAGUUAUGUCGACAGCAUGAAAAACGGCAACACGAAGAGGAAAACUCGGAAUGACAUAAAGCUCAAUAUUUGUUUUAAUGUUAAUGUUUCAAUGGAAAAAAAUCAUUAGUAAAAUGAAUAUGAUAAAAAUAUUAUUACAUGGCUGUUUUCAUAUCAGACCUCAGAUUGGCCCUCAACCUACAUGUAUAUCAGACCUGCAGGCCUUUUUCUUUCAAAAAGAAUUGUGCUGCAGCAUAACGGUAAAUUUUACUGGCUUUAAAGUGGGGUGUUCCUCCUUUGUAAUUCUGAAAGGACAUGUAUCAGUCUAGCAUUUGGUCUGUUUUUUUUAUCAUGGACCUGAAACUCAUGAAAUGGCUAGCUAAUAGCUGGCCAUCAGAUCAAGAAAAUGUAUUUAAUGUCGCAUACAGUUAAACAAGGAACAUUAGCUCUUGAGAGCUAUUAUUGCGACAAACAAUGACAAAUACCAAGGGUGCAGAGAACGUAAGUGAUUGUAACCCUAGGAAUUUUUAGGCUGGGACGUAUAAUUAGUACAGGUACUCAAAAAGUGUGUUAUUUCAACAACAAAAUCACUCUGAUAUAGAUCUGCGUUCCAAAAACACUGCACUCAUACCAUUCUCAUACCUUUUACAUAUAUUUAUUAUUACAGUCCUCAGCCAUAGUAAAAACAUGGAGUUUAUCAGCCUAGUAUGACCGGGUAGACAACAGUCAAAGCAACUCAACCACCACACUGAGAAUUCUAUCGUUUGAUUUGGAGUCUAUUCUCAAUAUGUCACUAAAGGAUGCGGAGGAGACAAGACCGGCCACAGAGGUUGUGCCUGUUGGAAAAGCUGCUACAGAAUCAGACGAACAUAAAGACACUGCAGUUGUUUACAGCGGACAGAACAUCACCGAUUCUGUGAAGAUUGAACCUAACACUUUUGAUCUGUCAUUGGUGUCCGACCUUCCGUCGGUUAAGAAAUUGAUGCAGCUUCCCAGGACCGAAAAUGAAUUGGCAGUUUCAUCUAGUCUGAUGCAAGAAGGCGUAGAAAAGUCUGAGGAGCUGAACAGAGAAUAUGAUGAUGCAGAAACUGCCAAUCUUAACUCAUCAAGAUCUGACCAUGAGGAAGAAGAUCUGUCGUCUACUGUUGUAACCGAUGGCGAUGCAGGCGAUACAGCUGUUCAGAACGACACAUGGACUCGUGUUUCAGACGAGGGUUCAUCUCAGUGCAGUAUCUGUGGUGAGGAGAUUGAUAGCAAAGCAGACCCGCCUAUACACACACAUCAAGGAGUUCCUCCCGGAGAAAGACGAUUCAUGUGUCUGUUUUGCGGGAAGGAAUUUAAAGUCAGACAAGCCAUACAGGUUCAUACAAGAAUACAUACAGGUGAAAGGCCCUUUGAAUGUAAAAUGUGCGGAGAAAAAUUCCGGGUGAAUUUGAGCUUGCAGAGACACACACAAAUACACACCGGCGAAAAACCAUUCAAGUGUGACAUUUGUGGUAAGGAUUUUGCACUCAAGUGGAACAAACAUGAACACAUGAAAAUACACACAGGUGAAAAACCGUUCAAAUGUGAUGUUUGUGGCGAGUUAUUUCGGGUGAAGGAACGGUUACAUGUGCACACAAUCAAACAUACGGGGGAGAGGCCAUACAAGUGUAAGUUGUGUGGCAAUGAGUUCAAGGUCAAAUGGAGUCUACAGGAACACAUGAAAAUUCACACGGGGGAGAAAUCGUUCAAGUGUGACUAUUGCGGGGAAGUUUUCCGAGUGAAACAAAGCUUGCAAAGGCACACUAGAAUACACACUGGCGAGAAACCAUAUAAAUGUGAUGUUUGCAAUGAAGAGUUCCGAAUACGACAAAGUUUACAGCGACAUAUACGAAUACACACGGGAGAAAAGCCAUAUGCCUGUGAUCUGUGUGGUAAGGAGUUCAAUAUGAAAUGGAGUCUUCAGGAACAUUUAUGGAAACACAGCGGAGAGAAACCAUUCAACUGUGAUAUUUGUGGGAACAAGUUCGCAGCCAAACGAAGUUUGAAAUUACAUUCAAGAAUGCAUAAUUCUAGUAUUGACUUGUAGUUAUACAAAUAUUGAAUGAAAUAUAUAUAAAUAAAAUAAAAUCUACACAGAGUAGAAAACGUUGUACUGAUUUGACAAUAAUAGAGAUAUCUUUUCACGUAGAAUAACAUUUUGUAUAUCUUUACUGAAGAUACGUUUUUAUCAAAUGUACAAUUCCCAAUAUUCCAAGAGUAAAAAUAUGAUAAAUAUAUGGCGUUGAACUAUAUGCUAAAGGUGCUUUAUAUACCUAAUGCCUACAGUAUGUAAUGUUACCUCUAUGUUAUGGUAGAACUGAUUGGUCUGAGAGAGGAACGACAACAUGUGUUCUGUGCUCCAUCUUUUAUUCAGAUAGGGGUGCCACACAACUAUACACGGGGUAUCAGAGCCAACCAAGGGAGAUCACUCUAGUUACAUCAUAGUAUAUAUAUAGGUUGAACACUACCAUUAUACAAUAUACAAUGUAGUCAUAUUGUUACACAGUAUACAUUAUAAUUAAUUAUUAAAAUCAAAACAUGUCAAUUUGACAAGCAUUUUGACCCUUCAUGAUCCAUUGAUGAAAACGAUGAAAACUAUCUCAUAAAUUCCGAACCUGUCAUGUUGAUGUACAUGUAUUAUGAUAUAAGUAUUUGUGUAUUCUUUCGUCUAAGCUUCCAGCUUGCUUUACAAAUUUAUGUUGUAUGUGCUGUACAUGUCAAUGUUGUGUAAUAAAAGUGCAAUAUUCAUAUUGUUAACCCAUGGCCAUUCACCCCUAAAGUCACAUUUGAACCUAACCAAAUCAAAGACUAGGCAAGUUCAUUCUAAAAUGUAGGGGUGAAUGAGUUAGUACAUGAAAUCAACAGGUUUACAUUCAGAUUUCAAUUAUAAUAAAUGUCAAUGUUAAUGAA